Scaptodrosophila lebanonensis is the source of this 3662-nucleotide messenger RNA. It is a transcript of the gene Ocrl, whose product is annotated as type II inositol 1,4,5-trisphosphate 5-phosphatase. NCBI's taxonomy places the organism in Eukaryota, Metazoa, Arthropoda, Insecta, Diptera, Drosophilidae. The record is from RefSeq and is a predicted model, not a curated record. Gene Ontology annotation, biological process: signal transduction; phosphatidylinositol dephosphorylation. The transcript has 10 exons. Gene Ontology annotation, cellular component: membrane. Gene Ontology annotation, molecular function: phosphatidylinositol-4,5-bisphosphate 5-phosphatase activity. The coding region runs from base 551 to 3160 and encodes 869 amino acids.
UGUUGCGAAUAUAAAACAGAUAAAGUGUACUUAUAACCCGCUAAAAGCAUCAAAUAAAUAAACAUAGUGGUUUGAGUGCUCAAUCAGAGCGCUCAAUACUAAUAAAAAAAAUAACAAAUCCGAUGCAUUGCAUUCCCAAUGCCUAGGCUAACAUAUUUGUGUGUAUCGUCGUCAUCCGACCCGACCCGCCUCUUGCCCGUUGUGUGUGACUAUGAAUAAGUGAUUGCGUGCGUGUGUGUGUUUGUCUACAUUCAUUCCCAAAGCACCCACCUAAAUUGCAAAUGUAAACCAAUAAUAAAAUAUAAAUACCUCAAGCAGCAAGUGUUUCUAAAGAGACACUGAAUCAGUGUUAUUGUGUCGCACCCAAGUUCAAGACGCUACAGCGGUUUUAGUGCACCGCCUAAUGUUUUAGUACGCCGACUAAAAAUAGAAAACCCAAUCGCCACACACACACAUUCACACACACAAAUAAACAGUCUGAGUACAGCAAAACAACAACCCCAGUAUUUUUCUGCAUUCCACGUUGUCUGUCGUGUAAGCUUGGGCGGCGAUGGAAGACGAACACGAACCGACGUGUCGCCCCAAUGGGAGCACCAGUACUGGGAGCGGCGAUGACAUAUCAGCCACCAAUGCACCGCCGCCGCCUUCUUUAUUACAAAUAGUUCAAAAGAAAUUCAAGGAUAACGAGAAAGUGCAUUCGAUAUUUGAAGCGUAUCAGUUAAAAAAUCAGGAGCAUGCCAACCGCAUUCUUGCUGUGGUAUCUUCAUUAUCGGGAGGCACCUAUGCGAUCAUAUCGCUCUCUAUUGUGCGUACGCCGAUUCGUUUUCCAACCGAUCUGACAUGCACGAAUGUGUUUCCCUUAAACGAAAGUUUCCAAAUUUUGGUCGAUGGAAACAAAGGAUUUAAAUCGCAGUUGAAAUUCGAAUUGCUCACAGGAGAUGGAAAGCCCGCCACAUUUUAUUAUUACAUUAUGAAAUCAGAGAAGGAAUCGCUAUUCUUCGACGACUUCUACGCUCAAAUCGUAUCCUUUAAGAUGUCCAUGUCGGACAGACAUUUGUCGCCAGAUUUCGAGCUCAGCUAUGUUUGGCUUAAUGACUACAGACAAGUCGGCGAAGUGAAGCAGGAACUUAAGAACCGCGAAAGCGAAUACACAGUAUACAAUAAUUAUAAAAUCUAUUGCGCCACUUGGAAUGUGAACGACAAGUCCUUCAUGAAUAGUAACAUGAAUUUGUGGCUCUCUUGCUCUACGGAGCCACCUGAUAUUUAUGCCAUUGCCUUGCAAGAGCUCAAUAACUCCACUGAGGCAGUUAUACUAAAGGACACCCGACUCGAUCCAGCCUGGAUAAGAAAAAUGUUGGAUAGCGUCCACCCAGACAGUCAGUAUGAGGAGCUGAGGUCAGUCCGGCUUGUCGGCCUUCUGUUGACGAUAAUUGUGCGGAAGGGAUUGAAGGCACACAUCUCACGUUGCCGCAUAAACUCAAUCACUCGAGGCAUUUUGAAAAUGAUGGGUAAUAAGGGUGCCGUCGCGAUAAGUCUGCAACUAAACGAGGGUAAUAUAUGUUUCGUGAACUCACAUUUGGCCGCGCAUAUGGCUAACGUAGCAGAACGUAAUCAGGACUACAAUAUUAUUGAAAAGGAUUUAAUGUUUGAUGACGAUCAGCGGCACAUUAGAGAUCACGAUCAUAUAUUCUGGAUCGGUGAUCUCAACUAUCGACUUCAAAUACCGCCGGAUAUUCCAGCCAGUUGGCUGCGCGACAAAAAUAAUCCAUUUGAGGCAAUGCUUAUACACGAUCAGCUGCUACAGGAGCGAGUCCAACGCAAUUGUUUUGUAGAUUAUAUGGAGGGUGAUAUAAAAUUUUGCCCAACCUAUAAGUAUAAUCCGGGCACGGACAAUUACGAUACAGAGAAAAUGCGCGCGCCAGCUUAUUGUGAUCGCAUACUCUGGAAGGGCGAUCGCAUUGAGCAGCUAGCCUAUAAUAGUGUCAUGGAGAUGCGCGAAAGCGAUCACAAGCCAGUCUAUGCAAUAUUUAAUGUUAAGAUAAAGACACGCGAUGAGAAGAAGUACAAACGUGUUCAGGAGGAGGUUCUCAAGGCGGUAGAUAAGCGCGAGAACGACAAUCAGCCGCAGAUCACUGUGGAUACAACCGUCAUUGAUUUCGGAGUGGUUACCUUUAAUGAGCUGGCCAUUCGCGACUUCACCGUCUCGAACAAUUGCCCGCUGCCCGUGAACUUUCAAUUUAGAAUUAAGGACCCGCCCCUAAACGCUAUUUGCGAGAAAUGGCUGAAAGUGGACCCGCACAAUGACACACUUCCGAUUGAUACGGAACGAACAAUACGGGUUAAGUUAUUGCCAGAUGUAAGGUCGAUAAGAGGGCUGCUGAAAAAGAUUCGCACCACAAACCUAAAGUUCGAUUUCGACACUCUCAUUCUGCACGUGGAGAACGGUGCAGAUAAGUUCAUUUCGGUCACGGGCAGCUAUCAGCCCAGCUGUUUCGGUCUCUCAAUGGAGACGCUGUGUCGCACAGACCGACCCAUGUGCCAGUAUUCCCAGGAGGAUAUUAAGCAGUUGAUGAAUGACGUGACACCCGACUAUCGUGUAACGAUGCCACGUGAGUUUUUCCUGCUCAUCGAUUAUCUACACAAGCAGGGACCCAAGCUGGUAGGAACAUUCCAAACCGACAAGCCUCAAUUGCCUCUCGUCGGGAACUUCAAUUUGGUGCGCGAUUGGCUGGACACAUGGUCUGAAGAUCCAUUUCCUGGAGACGCACAGAGCGCUGCGGUGGCUCUGCUGCUGUUGUUGAAGUUGCCGGAGCAGCCUCUGCUGGAGCCACUUGUGGGACAUUUGCUGGAGAGCAAGAGCAAGGCCGAGGCCAUGGAAUACAUUGACAUACUGAGUGCGCCAAAGCGGAAUGUGUUUAUGCAUUUGUGCAUGUUCUUGAGAGUGGGAAUCGAGUGCCAGUACUACGAAUUGCAUCAAGUCGCCAGCGUUUUUGGACGGAUUCUGCUGCGCAGCAAGGAAUACACGAGAGGCGACUUCAACACACGCUGCAGCGAAGUUAUGAUGCACUUCAUUGGUCCCGACAUUAUGGAUAAUCCGCCAUUAAUCGGUAAUGGUGGCGGCAAUGUGCAGGUAUCGGCACAAUUUCUAAACACCUCUUAGGCGUCUCUCCACCACUUUUUCGUAUAAUGGAGCGCGUUUUUUUAUGUAUGUAUGUACUCGUAUGUGAAUCGAUUGUAUUUAUUAAACAUGUAAUUGAAAAUUGUAAUGCCGCAAAUGUUGGGUUCUCAUUUGGCAUUCGAGCAGACAUACAUAGUAUAUACGAAUAUAUUUAAAUAAUCCUCUUGUUAAUUGUUUCUAGCGAAUAAGUUACUUUUUGUAUUAUUAUGUUGUUAUCUGAUGUCAGCAUUUAGUUAAACAUAAGCUUGUUUCAAACACACUUAUCAAUUAACUCCACUCCAAUCAAUCAAUCUAUUAUCUAUAAAUUGAUUCUUAUUGGAUACUUUUGGCAUAAUAUACGCUGCUGAUUAAACAUACUUAACUACACAAAAAAUAUAUACAAUUGAUAAGGAAAACGAUCAUCAUUUUUCGUUUAUAUAUGUACAUCGAUAACCAAUUGAGAACUAUUCGCUAGAAUUAUGCUUAAACACUAAAAAUGCAAAUG